Molecule: messenger RNA, 222 nt
Organism: Cooperia oncophora
Lineage: Eukaryota; Metazoa; Nematoda; Chromadorea; Rhabditida; Trichostrongylidae
Source: the annotation of a GenBank genome assembly
AUGAAGGACUAUUUCCUACUGGAUGCAGUUGAGGAUGGAAUGGAUGCUGACGCUGUAGCUUCAAGUCAUCCACUUUCCUUCAAAAUAGACAAAGCUACAGAAGUUGCCGAAGCCUUCGACUCAAUAACAUACGCCAAAGGGGCGUCAAUUCUCACAAUGUUGCAGGCUUUAAUUGGCGAAGAAAAGUUCAAAAAAGCUGUGACGGUAAGUCACAUUAGCUGA